AUGGAAGCAGAAGCCUUUGUCUCGAAGGAUAUCAAUCACCUUCUAGAUAUUGGCCUCUCUGUCAUUCCUAGAGAUUCUCUCAUUGCCCGUGUGAUAGGCAAAGUUCGAGAUUGGGUCGCAGAAGAUGGAGACUGGAUGAAGACUCGCCAGCGUAUAGAGGAUUCACAUGGGUAUGACAAGUUCCAUGGAGUAUGUCACGUCAUCCCUAAUCAUGCCAUUAUGGUAAUGGCUGUACUCUACGCCAGUACCGAUUUCGACGAGGCCAUGCACAUUAUCAAUACUUGCGGCUGGGACACGGAUUGCAACUCUGGUAACGUGGGCUGUCUUGUAGCCACGAUGCUCGGACUCUCUGCAUUCCAGGGACCGUAUGACUGGCGAGGCCCUUUGGCAGAUCGUGCUCUCAUCUCAAGCGCGGAUGGUGGGUAUUCUAUCAACAAUGCUGUCCGAAUCUCAUACGAUAUCGCAAACAUUGGCCGACGUCUGGCUGGUUAUAAAACACUUGAGCCUCCUAAAGGUGGUGCGCAAUUCCAUUUUAGCCUCCCAGGAAGUACCCAAGGCUUUCAACUUUCACGACCGUCUGGUGCUCAGCAGAGCAUCUCGGCUACGCUGCAGCAAAGAGUUGACGACCAGCAUGGUCCCGGACUAGCCAUCGAUGUGGAAAACUUUGACCAGGGACAAGACCAGCUUGAAAUCCUUACUCAGACCUUUACCCCCAAAGAGGUUUUAUACAUGAAGACAUAUGAGUUGAUGGCAUCACCACUGGUGUAUCCUGGGCAGACAGUUACAGCCAAAAUAAGAGCCAGCAGCGAGGGGGAUGGCCAGGUAGUCGUUGAGUUGAGGCUGAAAGUAUACAGUCGGAAUGACGAAUUGGUUACAGUAGAUGGACCCUCCGCUACACUGAAACCAGGAGAAGAAUCCUUAUUGGACUGGACGAUCCCGGACGAAAUUGAUAGCCAGCCUAUUCAGAAAAUCGGUAUUGCCCUAAGUCCCAGCACAGCAACUACCUAUAGAGGUACCGUUUGGCUUGAUAGCCUCUCCUGGACAGGUGUGCCGAACAUGGUAGUUCGUAAACCCCUACAAGAGCCAUGCGAAUUUUGGCGCCGGGCCUGGGUCAAUGGUGCCGAUAACUUCAGCACAUCAUCAUUCAUCAUUGCCCAAGGACAGGGUGAGGGCAUUAUUACAUAUGGUACACGAGAGUGGGAUAACUACAGCGUCACGGUACCCAACUUCAUGAUCAAAUUCGGUGCUCCAGCUGGUGUAGCCAUAAGAGUUCAAGGCCUUAAUCGCUACUACGCGGUAUUCUUCACUGAAGACAAAAGAAUUACCUUGGUCAAGGCGCUGGACGCACAGAGAAUUGAACUCGCAAGCGAGGCGUUUCCGUGGGACCUGGAUCAAAAGUACAAAGUGAUUCUAACGGCUUGUAAUGAUUUGAUCCGAGUUCGUGUCGGUAAUGUGGAAUUACAGAUUGCCGAUAAUCAGUAUGCAUCGGGAGGUAUCGGACUUAUAGCAACAGAUGGGUGUGUGUCGGCGGAUUCUUUUAUAGUUGCGCCCAGUUCCUCGGCAUAA
Trichoderma breve is the source of this 1566-nucleotide messenger RNA. Its product is annotated as ADP-ribosylglycohydrolase domain-containing protein. The transcript has a single exon. Lineage: Eukaryota; Fungi; Ascomycota; Sordariomycetes; Hypocreales; Hypocreaceae. The record is from RefSeq and is a predicted model, not a curated record. The coding region runs from base 1 to 1566 and encodes 521 amino acids.